This is a messenger RNA of Closterium sp. Naga37s-1, 915 nucleotides long. Lineage: Eukaryota; Viridiplantae; Streptophyta; Zygnematophyceae; Desmidiales; Closteriaceae. The record is from the annotation of a GenBank genome assembly.
AUGAGUCGUGCAUUCGCGCCCCCUGACUUAGCCGCCAAGACCCUCGACGGGCUUGAUUUGCCCGACGCCGCAAGUGUGUGCUGGCCACCCGUGCGAAGGGACAUCAGCAGCCUAGGCCCGGCCCAGGACUCACUCCCUGACUCUGCCCUCCUCUGCCCCUCUUCAUUUCACCCUCCCAAAGAACCAACCGAAUUUCCUCUUCCCUCUGUCCCUCUCGAUUUUCCAGUCCCGCUGUCCCUUCCCCAUUUCCCCUUCCCUCUGUCCCUCCCCAUUUCCCCAUCCCCCUGUCACUCCAUAUUUCCCCUUUCCCCAGUCCCUCAGCAUUUCCCCUUAUCCCCUCCCCCCUGUCCCUACCCAUUUCCCCUUUUCUCUGACCUCCCCAUUUCCCCUUCCUGUACAAACUCAAUUUCCCUUGCCCCUGUCACUCCCCAUUUCCCCUUCCCUCUGUCCCUUCCCCAUUUCCCCUUCCCUCUGUCCCUUUCCCAUUUCCCCUUCCCCCAGUCCCUCAGCAUUUCCCCUUGUCCUGUCACUCCCCUUAUCCCCUUCCCCUUUGUGCUUCCCCAUCUCCUCUUCUUUUUCACACCACAAUUUCUCCUUCCCUUUUGUCUCUCCCAUUCCCUCUGCCAUCUGUCCCUCCCAUUUCCCACCUCCCCUGUCCCUCCCAUUGCCACUUUCCUCUGUCCCUCCCAAUUCCCCUUCCCUCUGCCCCUCCCCAUAUCCCUUCUCUCUGUCGCUCCCCAUUCCCCGUUCCCAACACUGCAUGUUACCCCUUCCCUCUGUCUCUCCCCAUUUCCCCUUCCCUCUGUCCCUCCCCAUUUCCCAUUCCCAACACUCCAUCCACCCUUUCCCUCUGUCCCUCCCCUUUCCCCUCCCCUCCGUCCCUCCACAUUACCCCUUCCCUCUGUCACUCCCUGA